Molecule: messenger RNA, 10894 nt
Organism: Alexandromys fortis (reed vole)
Lineage: Eukaryota; Metazoa; Chordata; Mammalia; Rodentia; Cricetidae
Product: microtubule-associated protein 6-like
Exons: 4
Coding region: 9304-10764 (486 amino acids)
Biological process (GO): microtubule cytoskeleton organization; cytoskeleton-dependent intracellular transport; dendrite morphogenesis
Cellular component (GO): dendrite; cis-Golgi network; Golgi-associated vesicle
Molecular function (GO): microtubule binding; calmodulin binding
Source: RefSeq, a predicted model, not a curated record
AAUCAACCAAUGAACAAUUGAUUGGCCUCAUAGCUUAGAACAUAGGUGGGUGGAGUAAACAGAACAGAAUGCUGGGGGGAAGAGGAAGUGAGCUCAGACUUGACAGCUCUGCUCUCUGGAGCAGAAAUGCCUUGCUCCGCUCUCCCAGGCAGACUCCAUAGCUCCUCUCAGAGACACACGAGAUGAAGCUCCGACCCAGGAUGGAUGUAGGCUAGAAUCUUCCCGGAACUCCAGCACCGGAGGAGCCGAGCAGCUUGCCUCAGAUAGUGUGCUCCCGUGAAUUCCUCCUCAGAAGACACCCCAGACAAACAGAUAAGUGAUGGGGGAGCUCUGAGAUAUCCCCUCCUGGGUGGCAGUUUUUCUUCCGCUCCUUCUUAUGCCCAAUCUCUGCAUGACAGACUCCUUACUUCCUUCAGGGUGGAGUCGUUCUUCUGAAUGACAGGGAUCCUAUGCCUUCCAAUGCCAUGGAUUUCCUAACAAUUUUCCUUUUGACUCCUCAGUUCCCUCCCACACUAAAACUGCUUAAAGAACCCACUGCGUUUAGCCUAGCCAAGCGAACUGCUUGUCCCCUGAAUCCUGCCCGCUCUUGCUGUUUGCUUACACUUUGAUGGAGAGCUCCAGCACCUGCCCAAGAUGGCUUGAGGACCGUCUUCCAUGAGGCCAAUCUUUCCUGUCCUUUGUUAGUUGGGAGCUACUGUCCCAGAAACAGAUUUAAGAAAAUACCCAAAAUGAAAUGGAUGAAUUCCUAAAACAGCCACAAACAGUGAUGUACGCUUCCCUGGUGGAUGGUUGAUCACAUGUUUAACCUCUCUGUAUUCAGUAAGAAGGCUCUUGGCCACAAAUGGAAAACUUUAUUAAUCUCUAUCAAUCUGUCCAAUCACUCAACUGGAGUAACCUUAGAAACACUUGUGACGGGGCUGGAGAGAUGGCUCAGCACUUAAGAACACUGACUGCUCUUCCAGAAGGUCCUGAGUUCAAUUCCCAGCAACCACAUGGUGGCUCACAACCAUCUGUGAAAUCUGGUGCCCUCUUCUGGCCUGCAGGCAUACAUGCAGACAGAAUACUCUAUACACAAUAAAUAAAUAAAUAAAUAAAUAAAUAAAUAAAAUUUAAAAGAAAAAGAAACACUCGUGACAAUCUGAUUUCAAAAGCAUCUUUCCUGCGGGUGUGGUGCACACUUCUUUAUUCCCAGCACUUGGGAGACAGAGGCAGGCGGAUCACCUUUGUGAGUUCAGAGCUGACACAGAGAGUGCCGGACAGCCACGGCUACAUAGAGAGACCCUGUUAGUUUCCCCGACAACCUCCUCCAUAUCUUGCCUAGUUACCAAAACAUCCUCCAGGGAGCUGAUAUGGCAAAAGCUUGGUCUCUUAUGCCCUGCCUCCCCUUCCUGUCAUGGCGCAUGUCCUCCUCCCCGUCACUCUUCUCCUUCCUCAGCUCCCUCUCUUCUCGAUAAACUUUUACAGUUCAUAUCUUCCAGAAGUCAACAAAUCCCAACUCCAGAUGGUUUUACAAGUGGACAGUGCCCUCCUGAUGCAGAAACACAGAAAACAGCUUCUGACCCAAAGGCCACUGUCUGGCUACCCACCCUGAGAUGGGGGUCUCCAAACCCAACAGCGCCCCAGUUCAGCAGGAAGUAGCUGGACUGAUUCCAACGCCCACCAAUCCCUUAGGCACCCCAUCCUCUCUUCUAUAGAAUCACCUUUCUGAUUCUCUUAGAUAUAGACAAAAAGGCUGGAAAAGUUCGAGAACCUGAGCCUUCAAGUUAUACAGGCCCCAAUGGAUAGGACUUCAAAUAAGGCAAGAGCACACUCAGCUUGCUUGCGUUCAUGCACAGACACCUGCCACCUAGAAGUCUGAGACUGACUACAUCAUGCUGAAUGAAUCCUGCAUUAGCCAAUCAUGCAUCCCCCACUCAGAGAAAGAGUGGCCUGUCAUGUAACCUAAGUCUUGGAUAUCCCAGUUCCCCACCUUGACCAUAUAGUAUAGUAGGUCACGUGUUUACUAAACCUGCCUCCUCAUGGUAUAAGGCCUCCCCCUUUCCCUGGAAACAUUAAGUAGAUGCUCUGUUUAAAACUCUCUGAGUACUGCCCUGUGAUGUUAAUAAAUCUCUCACUUGGAGGAUGAUUCAACUCAGUGUCUCUCUCUUGAACUCCCUCGCUUCUCCCUUCUCAGACCCUCACAAUUCAUCUCUUCGGCUGCUGACAACACUGAGCAUGUCCGUUACUUCUCUCAGAGUGAGCAGGAGGCCAAAAACUUAGCAGAAGUAGAAUUGCUAUGUAGAAAGAAAAACCGAGAAAAAGAAAGAAAUUAAGCCAUAAAAGCUUCCUUGUGCUUCAUCAUUUACUGAUUUGAAGUCUUUGUUUUGUUUUACUUUUUGUUGUGUUUUUGAAAUAGAGUCUUACUAUGGUGUUCCCGCUGACCUGGGACCACUCAUGCUUUUGGGUACUAGAUUAUGGGGCUGUGCCAUUACCACAACUGCCUUUUAAAAAAAGAUUUACUUUUAUUUUAUGUGUAUCAAUGUUUUGCCUGCAUUCAUGUAUGUACGCCACGUGUAUGCAUGUUGGAGCCUCUGGAACCAGGAUUAUGGACGGUUGUAAGCCACCGUGUGGGUAUUGGGAGUUUCAACAAGAAGCUCUCAGUAGGGUUUCUUUGUGUAGCACUGGCUGUCCUGAAACUAGCUCUUGUUGAGUAGGUUGACCUUGAACUCACAGAGAUCCUCCAGCCUCUGCCUCCUGAGUGCUGAGAUUAAAGGUGUGCACCACCACCACUGGCCACCUGGCUUUUUAAAGUGUUUGUGAUUAAUUUGAAUUUAGCUUUCUACCCAACCUUUUUUUAUUUUUGUGUCCUACCUAGGAAAUAUUUGCCUUCUCUGAGGUCACAAAGAUUUUCUUCUAUUUUGUUUGUUUGUUUAGUUGUUUGUUUGUUUGUUUGUUUGUUUUUUCUUAGAGAUUUAUGAUUCUGAGGUUUGUUUUGUUUUGUUUUUUGACGUAUAGUCCAUUUCUAAUUCAUUGCUGUGUACAACAGGAGCGAGUGAGCUGCCGAGAUUUGUUUUCCUUUCAUUUGGACAUCCAGCUUUCCCAACAUUGUUUGCUGAGAACUUUUCUCUCUGAAUUGCCUUAGAGCUUCUGUCCAGAGCAAACCUGUAAGCCACAUCUGUAAGCCAGAGGUUUCACAGAAAUGCUUACCAAACUACUCGGAACAAAGGAAGGGCCCCAGGGGUGUCGUUGGCCGCUUUCCUGAUGAGAGUGGUCUCACAUGGCUGAGAGUUACCAAUCGUUUAGCAAUCAGUCCACCCAGGCCCUGAGACUCUGCCAGCUCCAUAGGACAAUGCAGGUCAGCUUCAGCACACUGCAGUCUGCAAAGACCCACGUCUGCGCUCUCCUUCCCCGUCCCCAUUCAUACGCCCAUGAGGCUGCCUCAUGUGGGCAACACAUUUGUCUGCCAUAGCCGUCUAAGGUUUGAAAUCAGGUGUCAUAAAUCCUCAAAAUUGUUUUUGUCAAUUUCUUUUCAUAUUAUAUAUAAUACACACACACUCAUUAAAAUCAGCUUGCCAUUUUCUACAAGGAACUCUGCUAGGAUAUUGAUAAUGGUCACUUUAAUUUAUAGACCAAUCUCUAGGUAAUCAUCUUACCAAUAUUGAAUCUAUUUAUAACAGCUCUUUUGUUUCCCUCUGCAAUUGUUACUGUUGUGUAUUACAAGCACAGCAUGUGAGAAUUCUGGCUGUUGCACGUCGUGUGAUUUCCAGGAACCUUCUUGGAACCUUUCAUUCUUCUAGCAGCUUCUUGUUAGAUCCCUGAGGAAUUGAACUCAUUUCCAGUUUCCAUUUUCAGUUACCUAUCCUCACGGGCUGUGCCUGCUGCGAGCGUGGGCCUUCUUUGUUUGAGACCACUUACCAGGUGCACAGGAACUGCAAGCUGCAAGCAGCCGGCGACCAGACGUCCAUGGCAGCGAUUGCGGCAAGCCACUUCCUUACUUCCUUAAUGAGGGCUCCUGGCACCUUGACACCCGCCAUUCCAGCUGUUACGCAUGCCAGAUCCUUCCAUGCAUGAGAGAGAGAGAGAAAGAGAGAGAGAGAGAGAGAGAGAGAGAGAGAGAGAGAGAGAGAGAGAGAAGGAAUCCUUUCCUUGUGUAGAGUACUACUAAAUCAUUCUACUCAAACGGCUUACCGAGUUUGUUAGAUGUUAGGGGAUAAGAGAAAUAAAUCCUCAGUGAUCAGAGCACUGGCAUUCCCUGGCCACACCUCCCUUCUGCCGCUCACACAAAAGCCCUGAGAGAUGCAUGCCAGCAUGCUCCCAGGCUCAGGUCCGAAAACUCCCCUCUGACCCAGCCGUUUCUGCAGGAAUCAAUCUUCCUUUCCCUCUAAAGAACAAAGGCUUUCCAAGCUGCUCCAACCCUGGCCCAGGGUCGUCCUCUUCCUUUAAAUCUACAAAUCCUGCUUCCUGAACCACCUCCUGACGAUAGCUUGGCAGCUGACAGUGUCUCUCUGCUGCCUGUGCCAGGGUUCAUGACCGAGCUGCUUCCUUUCGAGAAGGACAUGUUCAUUUAGCAAAUGCAGACAAGACUUCUGAACAGAGCCUUGCUAUGUUUCCAUGGCAACAUAAAUUACUUAUGAAAAUCUGUAGGAAGAUUUGGGACCAUUACCAGUUAAGUACGGUCUCCUUUCUGAAUAAAGCACUGGGAAAUGUUGAAAACUUUAUUGUGCAGAGGCUAGGGGACAAAAUUUGAUUUCCCGAGGAUUUGGGUACAGAAUAAAUAAAUCUGAGGCCUGUGGGGGAGAGAAACAAAAGUUUUACAUGAUGUAAUUGGCAGCAGUCCAUUAUUCCAAGUCCCCACCAUGGUGAGGAACACGCAGCUUUCCAUCACAGCAGGAGAACUUGUUUCUUAUACAAUCCUGUUUCAUUGUUACUCUAAUUGUCAGUUCUGUUUAAACUGGAAACAAAACAGUGGUUUCUAUCCUAUUCCGUCACAGACCACACUCCCCCCCCCCCCCCCCCCCCCCCCCCCCCCCCCCCCCCCCCCCCCCCCCCCCCCCCCCCCCCCCCCCCCCCCCGUGCCCCAGCCGCUGCCCCACCCCACCCCUUUUGGGACCCCGCUCUUCAGUGGCAGGGCUCUCACAGCUGUCUGUAGUCUGCCUCUCUGUAAUUGCUCCUUCAGUCUCUGCCCUUGAGUCAGUACAGCCGAUGUGCUUAGAGGGACAGGGCUUUACUAAGAGAACGCACGUCUGUGUAGAGUGGGCUCAGCAUCGGAGGCUCAGUUCAUCAGCUGGUCGCUGAAGGCUGCUUUGUGCAGUCUGACUGGAAACUUGCUCAGCAGUAAGCCUGCUCCCGAAGCAGAGGUCAGAAAUGUAACAAUGACUGAAUACAUAUCUGAUUGUGACUGUUUUCAUUUCCCCAUCUGAUAGGAAUGCUGGGGAGGCAGAAGCUGAUCUCAAGCCUGGAACACAAAGCACCGGAAAUAAUUUUUCUUAAAUAAACAACUUUAAUGAAAACCAAAUGUAUUUAUUAUCUAAUUAUCCACCACAGGCUUUCUGAUUCUGACAGGAACCGGCCUGCAUUGAGCCAGGCUUCACAAAUGGCCAGAGGACUAGAGUUGAGAGGACUAUGCCUCCUCCCCUUUUCCAUCUCUUUCUUUCUCACUAGUAGCCUCAGCUGUCCUUGAACUCACUACAGAGACUAGGUUGGCCCUGAACGCGAGGAUCCGCCCACCUCUGCCUCCAUUGUGCUGUUUAAAGGCACCAUUACACCGAGCCUAUGGAUUUCUUUCUGAAGAUCCCCUCUCUGUUCUGGCUCAGGCUCAGUAGUAGUGUCUGUGUGUUUAGCUUGGCUUGCAGGUAACAACUUUCCCGUGACAACCUGUGUGGUUGUCUACAGCUGUUCAGUCCCAGACUACAGGACUGAGGAAGACUUAACCUGUGACGUGUACCAAGCCAGUCAGCAGCAGGGAGGGGCAUCAGGACUCCAAUGUUGUGAUCCAUUGGUCCAGGGAAAGGCUGUGCUGAGGGCAGGUGGGGGGCAUAAGUCUAGACAGGAGGUGAAGGCAGACUUCUGUAUGUGUCUGAAAACCAGAUCAAACCCAGAAGCCACACUUUAGUGGCUGAUCUGAAUGUACCUAGCAGCCGCCCAAAGCCCAGGAAACUUGCCCCCAAGUUGGCAAACUGUCUCUGUGAUUAGAGUUGGGGGCCUGGCCUGACCUCUUCUCAGUAAGUCUUCCCAGCACAAAGAGCCUCAUUAGAAGAGAAGUCUAAAGAGAGCUCAGUAGCGGUCGCAGGAAAUGGAGUUUAGGCUUAGAGCUACAGCUGGGUCUGAUACGGGAUGCUCUCUUAAAAGCUCAUCCGAUGUACCAAGGAUGUUAAAGAUUGGGGGUGACCUAGCUUCUCUCAAAGGGCCACUUCCCAAGCUUGAUACAAGAGACUCCCCAGCCACGGGAUCUGUGAGGAAACACAGAAUGCUUCCAGGACACUCUUGGAGGGACAAAGAAACAGUGCUUAGGGGCUAUGCUCGUGUCUCUGAGACCUGGUUCUGGAAGCUUCAUGGCUGAGGAGGCUGGAUCUUACCACGUCGAUAGCAGGAGAUCCAGGCCUGUAUCCUAGGUCUGUGUAGCAGGCAGGGCUCUGUCUGAAGGGGAGGAGUCUCUAGAAUCUUCCACACUACCCUGGACCAACAGCACUGACCUGCAUGGAGCGCCAUGCUGACGUGGGAGUCAGGUCAUGGGGACCCGGGUGAAACUAAGGCAGGUGGCGAGGGAGGAGACAGAGACCCCCAAAGACCCUUGACUCCCAGGGGCUGGGGUGCCACUGAAGGAACAGGAAGCUCCCAACUGUCAUUCCUUAUCUUCCUCUCCUCGUUUCCCCAUCUACACAAGGACACAACCACCCAUACGCCAGACUCCUGGCAUCUCCCGGUCUCCUCCCACAACCCAUGUUCAUUUGUGCCCCUGACCCAGGGUCCCUUCUCUGUCCCUGCGCCCGCCUCUCUCUGGAUCAGUCUCUAUAUUCCUUUCUGGUUUGCCGCUGUCUCCUGCCGGGCCGUCAGUAGCCAUUUCUCUCCACUGUCUCUUACCCACACCUCUGCCUCAGUUCUUUUCCAGAAAUCUGGCUAUAUUGUUGGCUUGAAACUCCAGGCAAAGUCAUGUUACAGAGAAGAGCUUCAGCCUAGCAUGGCCAGCAGGCUCUCCAUGAUUGUUAUAGUAGAAAUACCUGGGUGAGCCGUGCAAUCUUCCUGGAGCUGCUCCCUGCUCCCUCCUCUCCCUCCCAUCCUCCUGAUGGAGUUGAUGGCCAGCUCCAUCCCUCUCUGACUCUGGUCCAGAUACCAAAUGCUUCCAGGCUGGAGCAGGAGCUCCACCAUGCUCCUACUCCCUCCUCUUUCAGGGCUCCGUCUUGCCCUGUAGUAACCUCAAAUUCCUCUGCCUAACGCACUUAAGUUCCUUCAGCAUCUGUUUUUACUCGUCUGAGUUCCGCAGUGUUCGGUAUCUCCCCAGGCACUGGGCAAAAGAAUCUGAGUGAAUGAACAAUUGUGGGUGGGAAAUGGCGGGAAGACCAGAGAACCUCGGUGCGGCAAUGCUGAGCCUGAGGAGCCUACGAGAUGUCCGGAUGAAGGCCCAGGCUGCACCAGAACAGUGGGCCUGGAGCUCUGACAGGGGUCUCCCAGAGACAGUGGUCUCUCCACAGAGGAGCCGAUUAUCUAGAGAAAUUCAGAGAGCAGAUGGAAAGUGGCUCCAGUAAUGAACAGGGGAGGUCGGAGCUCGUCAGGACCUAGUCUAGCCAGAUACUCUCGUCUUACAAACGAGAAAACAAAGGCCCAAGGCAGGAGGGCUGAUCAGCAGGUAUAGGUGAAGCUAAAUGGGCGCACAGGGCUUCAUGUACAGCUCUGUGUGUGGUCCCCUGGCCUCCAGCACACUGGGCUUCACCGUACAGCGCUGUGCUCAGUCCCCUGGCCUCCAGCGCACUGGGCUCCAUCAUACAGUGCUGUGCAUGGUCCCCUGGCCUCCAUGUUUGCAGUUCUCAUCUCUGAGACCUAAGAAAAGGAAUCACAGAGGGUGAGAGAGGCCUUGGAACAACACAGCUCCACAACCGUCCACACUAAACCCUUCUUCCAAGCACAGCUGUCUAUAACACCCGCCCCCUCCAAGGGACAACAGACUAAGGCCUCUUGAACCCAGAGCUGCUGCCCAGAUGCUCCUGCCCUCAAAGUGGAGGAUUGUUUGAGCCUUCAGCACCUACAGUUUUGAACUUGGUGGGCCACCUACUUUCCAUCCUUAUGGCAGAUUAGAAAGAGCCAAGUAGCCAGGCUGAAUGGGUGCAGGUCUGUCGCCUCAGCUACUGAGGCGGCAGGGGCAGGAUAGUUCACAGCCAGCUUGAGCAACAGUAAAUUCAAAUCUUGGGCAAUAUAAUGAGAUAAAAUUAAGAAGAGGGCUGGGAAUAUAGUUGAGCUAGAGAGCGCCUGCCUGCCUAGCACACGGGAGUCCUUAGGUUCAGUACCAGAACCACAAAAACAACAAAGUCAGAUGAGAGGAAACCAUGUGAUUGCGAGAGUAGAAACACUCAUGGGGGGAGGUGGACGUGUCACACAAGGGACAGAAUAAUAGCCAUUUGCACCCAUAUGGUGGCCAUCCUAACCACACACAGCCAGCACAAGUCCUGGCUAUUCUCCGAAUGAUGUGGGGGACAUGCUCUACACUAAGACACGUCGCUGAGAUUCCAGUCCAAAGUGACCAGGUUGCUGCUGGUCUGGCACCAUAAGAGGCAAGCAUGGGAGGGGUCACCCUGAAGGGUCUGGACAGUAAAGGUUCCUCACCGUGAGAAGUGGGGAGAGAAGGGCUGGAGGCUCCUGCCUCUCAUACCCUCAUACUCUCAUACUCAGGCCCUGGGCUGAUCUCCACCACCACACAGCAAGCAUCAAGGGGGCCUUGGUAUUUGCUGCAAGGCUGCAGGGCACCGGUCUCCACCGAGUCCGAAGCUCUUUAGCCUCGCAUAUGAGGCAUCCCAUGCUCACUGAGCUCCCAAAGCGUGAACAGGGCAGGGUGUCUCAGCCCUCUUUAGAGACUGGGCUGGGCAUAUAAGACCUGAAGGUGCGAAUAACUGUCCUGGGUCCCCAGAGUCUAGGCCUGGGAAGGACCCUGAGCUCUCCCUCUGAGAUCCAUACCUGGGACAGUCCUGAGAGAAGGAAAUCUGUUGGUCCUCAUGACAACAGUGGUACCACCUCCUGGCCCUACUUCAGCGAGAGCCGCAAGAGUGGAUCAGGAGCCAGAUUCCUGUGUGGCCGGGGCGGGGACAUCUCCCUGCCCUGUGAUGUUUCUCAUCACUGAUGCUUUCUUUGACUCACAGGAAUGAAUUCAGAGCAUGGACAGACAUCAAGCCUGUGAAGCCAAUUAAAGCCAAGCCCCAGUACAAACCCCCAGAUGACAAGAUGGUUCACGAGACCAGCUACAGCGCCCAGUUCAAAGGGGAGGCCAGUAAGCCCACUGCUGCUGAUAACAAGGCCAUGGAACGCAGAAGAAUACGAAGCCUCUACAGCGAGCCUUUCAAGGAAUCCCCGAAGGUAGAGAAACCUAGUGUUCAGAGUUCCAAACCAAAAAAGACCUCAACGAGCCAUAAGCCCCUGAGGAAGGCCAAAGACAAGCAGGCGGUAUCAGGCCAAGCCGCCAAGAAAAAGACGGCAGAGGGCCCCAGUGCCACCAAGCCCGACGACAAGGAGCAGAGCAAAGAGAUGAACAAUAAACUGGCUGAGGCGAAAGAGAGCCGGGUCCAACCCGCCAGUGAUGCACAGAAUCGAGGUCCUGUAGCCAAAGAACCCCACAAGGAUCAAGGUCCUGUGGUCCCAGGGCUUUCGAAAGGCCAAGGUCCUGUGGUCCAAGAGCCGCUGAAGGACCAAGGCCCCAUGGUGCCAGAACUCUCAAAGGAUCACGGUCCCGUGGCCCCCGGGUCCAUAAAGGAUCAAGGCCCUCCACCCCUGGGCCCUCCAAAGGAUCAAGGUGCUGUACUCCCAGGGCCCAUGAAGGAUCUGGGUCCGGUGGCCCCAGCACCAGUCAAGGAUCAAGACCAGGUGGCAUCCGAGCCUUUAAAGAACAAAGGUUCUGUCAUUUUAGCACCAGCCGAAGCCCAAAGCCCAUUGCUGCCGGAGCCGCUGAAGAACCAGAGUCCCGUGGUUCCAGCCAGAGCGAAGGAUCAAAGCUCCCCAACACCAGCACUUCUCAAGGACACGGGUCCUGUGGCCCCUGAACAUGGGAAAGAGGGAACUCCCGUGGUCCCCGAGCGUAGAAAGGACCAGAAUGCCACAGUCACGGCGCCUUUGAAGAAUGAAGCCCCUGUGGUCUCUGAGUCCAUGAAGAAGCAAGGCUUAGCUGACCCAGAGCCAGUCAAAGGUAUAGGUACAGAUACCGUGGUCCCCGGGCAGAUGAAGGGCUAUGAUUCCGUGUUCAUAACACCUGUAAAGAGCCAAGGUCCAGCGGCCCCUGAGCCAGUGAAGAGCCAAGACCCCAUUAUCCCAACACUAGCCAAGGAUCAAGGUCCCAUGGUCCCAGAACCUCCAAAGAAUCAAAGCCCUGUGGUCCUUGGUCCUGUAAAGAGCCAAGACCCUCUUUUCCCAGUACCUCUGAAGGGUCAGGAUCCCCUGGUGCCAGCCCCAACAAUGGACCAAGGUCCUGCGGCCCCUGACCCUCUGAAGAUUCAAGGUCCCAGAGGCCCUCAGCUGUCCACGGUGUCACCUUCACCCCCAGUCAUGAUCCCAACCGUUCCCCAUGCAGAAUAUUUUGAGGGAUCCCCUUGAUUCCCCUGAAAUGCCAUGAAGGAGCAGGCCAUGGAAGAGCUCCCCUCCUGGGGAGGCAAAGACAUAUAUUUAUUCUGCAUGAAACCGUGCUGUCUAGUCUUGCUGGAAUCUAAUAAAACCGGUCCCUCUG